GCAGUUUAUAUAAUUUGAUCAUUUUGUGUUUAUUUUCAGAUAUGAUACCAGUAUAGCAUUUGAUUCUUAAUUUAACCAAAAGUCUGUUAAAUACCAGACCCAAAUAAGCGUGAAAUUACUUCUGCGUCGCAGCGAGCGAGGUAGAUACGAUAAAGCGAUGCUUUCAUCUGACCAAAACUUAGGCGACCGGUGGAUGUUCAUUAUGAAGCAACCCCAAACUAGCUGUGGUAAUGUUCGAACAUAUCUUUGAGCUCAAUCAUAUACUUCUGCUGUCUUACAGGUCACACAAAUUAUAUUCAAUCUUGGACUCUUUUAGCGGGAAUCCUAAUCACUAAUUCAAACAAUCUUUCGGCAGAAUCUGCUCACAUUGUCACAAAAAUCACCUUCUCUUGGUAACAGACUUAUAAUACCAGUGGACAGAUACUAGAAGCUCUUUAGCUUUUGACAUCUCUUCUAUAGGUAUCUUGUAAUUCUUCUAGAUGGACCUUCAAACCGCUUAGAACCUUGAAAUCGGGCCGAGAAAGCAAUCUAGUUCACGUCGCAACUGCUGCGCAGAAACCCAAUUUUUAAUCGCAGCGAGGACCUCGAGGUAUUUCUGAUCUGAUAUUUAUGGCAACUCAUUUUACUUUGAAGCAUCAAUAAGCCGUCUCGGAUGAGUACUCUUCGUUUAAAGAUAGAAAAUAUCUGAAAUUAAGCCGGUUGAUUUGGUUAUUUAAAUUGAUCAGCUAGCCUAUGAAAAAGAUUACCUCAGAGUUUACUGUGAUUGGCAUAUUAACCUCAAAAGUGUUGUUUUAUCGAAUUGAACAGGCAAAAAUCAGAAACGUUUUUGCAAGUUGCUUCAUUGACUAUUUUAUUUACUUAGAAGGCAACUGAAACCAAUAAAAUUAUCAACUAAGCUUUUUGGCGUCAUCCAAUUUUUCUGCGCUAAAAUUCGCUGAUUAGUUCAAAAAUGGAUGAACGUCAGGCUUUGGGCGAUACAUUGAAUAAUGAUUCAGAGCCCAGUCGCGACUCCUAUCUAGAUCCGAACUUAACUUCAAGCCCACUUGAACCGCCGGGAGUUUUGAGCAGCAACGACAACAACAAUCGUAACUCAGACAGCUCAACGCUUGACAAAAGCGACAGGGAUUCUAUUGCUGAACUAAUAGGAGAUAACAACGACGAAGAACACAUUAAUCAGAAAGUCAAGUACCACAAAGAGCGGCCGCCGCCUCUGAAACUCGACACGAAGCUAAUGAAUGGUGUAAACAAUAACAACUCAGAUUGUGUAGUUUCUUUAAUUUCCAAUGACCUUGAAAAGAGUCACGUGAAUUCAGUUACGAACCCCUAUUACGCGGUUGUAGACGAGCAAGAUACCGAAAUCUACCUCAAACGAACUGUGGCGUUUAACUCAUUCAAAAAUAUACAAGCCGAGUACAGAAGCGAGCUAGAGAAACGGAACUCGGGAAAGGUGAAACGAAAACUUAAAAAGUUUUACUCAAAGCAGGAUGAUUUUAUCGAGUCAAUUGAAGAUGCGGAAAACUCCAUCUCGGUAAGCAAAGACGACGCGGCCGAAGCAUUGAAAGAAUCAAAUAAAGCUAUAGCAGUUGCAGCUAAGUUAUCAUUCGUGGCUAAUGUAAUACUGAUGAUAGCUAAGUUAAUAGCAUCCUAUCUCUCAGGUUCUAUGGCCAUUCUCUCCAGUCUUGUGGACAGUGUAGUAGAUUUGGUCUCGGGAGCAGUUAUAUUUUACACGACAAGAGCAGCUAAGAGAACGAACUUCUACUCGUACCCGUUCGGAAGAACGAGGUUGGAGCCGGCCGCUAUUAUUAUCAUUUCAGUCGUGAUGGGUCUGGCGUCGCUACAAGUUCAGAUCCAGUCCUUACAGCAACUAGCGUGUGGUGAGAUUUACCCCGACUACCAGUGGCAAAUCAUCACGUGGAGCGCGGACCCGCACGUGGACUUGAUAUCUAAGAUCAUGGUGUUUGUGACGGUAGUGAUGAAGCUGCUGCUGUUCCUCUACUGCAGGAGGAUCCACUCUCCAUCCACCCGGACACUGGCCACAGACCACUUCAACGACAUCAUAGGCAACUCAUUCGCUCUCGCCUGUGGAUGGGUCGCCUCACAGUUCACAUUCUUGAAGGUCGUCGAUCCCAUUGGUGCUAUUCUGAUCUCGUUCUACAUCUGCUACAAUUGGUGGAAGACUGGCUCGGACCAGAUCAAAGUCAUCACGGGGAAGACAGCCCCGCCCUCCGUCUUAGCCAAGAUUACCUGGCUCUCCCUCUACCACGACACCAAGAUCCGAAACAUCGACACAGUCAGGGCAUUCCAUCUCGGGUCCGGAUUCCUAACAGACGUGCACGUGACAUUGGAUGAGAAUAUGAGUCUGCGAGAAGCUCAUGACAUCGGGGAGUCUCUGCAGAACAAGCUGGAGCUGCUCUCGGAGGUGGAGGUGGCCUUCGUCCAUCUAGACUACGAGAACGACCACAAGGCAUUCACAGAGCACGCGUUCCUCAUGCGAAAACCGAUUAGCGAGAAAAUGAACACGCCCAGGUCACGAACUGCGUCCGCCACCACGAAUGCAUAAUUUUUAAAAUUGUAAUGCUCUUCUGAAAAAAACAAGCAGCAGUGACAAAAACCUAACCAACGCAUUUCGAAAAAUAGACGCCCUUGUUGGAUUCAUAAAUGGAUUGACCUAUGUUAUUAGUACUGCGGAGCAGAUGAACCGAACCCAUGCCUUAAAGUUGAUCGAAGUGGCUGGAAAGAAACGAUAGCGAAUCUCAGGGUUACCUUGGUUUUGUAAAAAUAUCGCAUUUGCAUUUAAAAUUGAUUUCUUGUACCGCUGAAAGCUUGUAUUUAUUUUUGUUACAUAAAGUCGAUCCUUUUCCAUGUGCUGAAAUUCAAACUAAUAAUUUAAUAUCCUCGCUUCUGUUAA
Molecule: messenger RNA, 2908 nt
Organism: Symsagittifera roscoffensis
Lineage: Eukaryota; Metazoa; Xenacoelomorpha; Acoela; Convolutidae
Exons: 5
Coding region: 950-2560 (536 amino acids)
Biological process (GO): monoatomic cation transport; transmembrane transport
Cellular component (GO): membrane
Molecular function (GO): monoatomic cation transmembrane transporter activity
Source: RefSeq, a predicted model, not a curated record